Molecule: messenger RNA, 1068 nt
Organism: Metarhizium album ARSEF 1941
Lineage: Eukaryota; Fungi; Ascomycota; Sordariomycetes; Hypocreales; Clavicipitaceae
Product: Alcohol dehydrogenase superfamily, zinc-type
Exons: 3
Coding region: 1-1068 (355 amino acids)
Biological process (GO): alcohol metabolic process
Molecular function (GO): alcohol dehydrogenase (NADP+) activity; zinc ion binding
Source: RefSeq, a predicted model, not a curated record
AUGACCGAUUACAAGUUCGAAGGAUGGAUGGGCUUAGACGCCGAGUCCGCCAGGGGCAACAUGGUCUGGCAGGAGUACGAACCGAAACCAUGGGAAGAGACAGAUGUUGACAUCAAAAUCACCAAUUCUGGCAUCUGCGGGUCCGAUUUGCACACUCUCAGAUCAGGUUGGGGUCAAACCCCUUACCCUUGCGUUGUCGGGCACGAAAUCGUGGGCGUAGCCGUCCGCGUCGGUUCCAAGGCUGAAGGUGGAAUCAAGGUCGGUGACCUUGUCGGUGUUGGCGCACAAUCCGACUCUUGUCUGGGCCGUGAUGGCCCUUGCAACGAAUGCAGCCAUGAUUCCGAGAACUACUGUACCAAGGUCAUCAACACAUACGCUUCUGUACAUAGAAAUGGAGGAAAAGGAUAUGGUGGCUAUGGUUUGUACCACCGUUGCCCCUCACACUUUGUGCUCAAGAUUCCCGAAGGACUCGCCCCAGAAUAUGCCGCCCCCAUGCUCUGUGGUGGCGUAACUGUUUACUCACCUCUCAAACACUUUGGAGCUGGCCCAGGCAAGAAGGUCGCCGUGGCAGGGGUUGGCGGUCUGGGGCACUUUGCUGUCUUGUUUGCCAAAGCAUUAGGCGCGGAUGAAGUCGUAGGAAUCUCCCGAAAGGCUAGCAAAAAACAGGAGGCUCUAGACCUGGGCUGUGAUGAUUACAUCGCAACCGAUGAUGACAAGGAUUGGGGGAAGCAUAAUGCCCGCCGUUUUGAUAUCAUCAUCAGUACAGUAUCCUCCGAGAAGAUGCCUCUAGACACUUAUCUCAGCACGCUGGGGCUGGAUGGUACACUGGUCCAGGUUGGAGCGCCUGAAGGCCCUGUGCCGUUGCGCAUUUUUAGCAUAAUUCCCGGCCGUCGCAGAAUUGCUGGAUCCGGCAUCGGCAGUCCGAAGGAGAUUCGAGAAAUGUUCCAGCUGGCCGUUGACAAGAAGAUCAAGCCAUGGGUUGAGAAGCGUCCGAUGAAGGAAGCUAACCAGGCAAUCGUGGACAUGGAAGCGGGCAAAGCAAGAUUCCGAUAUGUGCUGCAGAAUUAG